AGUUUGGGUCAAAGGUCAAAGUUGCAAAGAUGGCGGCAAUUUUGAUGAAUUAGCACAGGAGAACAGAGAACAGUGACUAUCAAGAGAACGCCGAUUUCCAGAGUUUAUUGACUGCUUCAGAGGUGGCAGAACUUUGUAAGGAUGCCUCGCAAGAAGACAGUACCUGAAGACAGUAGCGGCCACUUGGAAACACCUGGCACCGAUACUCCACAGCCUCCAAGGAAGACCAGAGGAAAGUCACCCAAACCUCCCACAGUGUUGGACAUAAAAAAAGAACCUUCUAAACCAUCUAAAAGAUCAGCAGACAAGGGACAGAAGGAAGAGAAAGAUGUUGGAACAUCAACAGCUAAGAGGAAAGCUGGCAUCACUGUUGACACCACGCCGCCCAAGAAAGCAAGAAACACAACGAAAAACAAGGAAGCUGAGAGUAAACCACAGGCUGAGGCAGUUGUGUCAAAUGAAAAGAAGAAGGAAAGAAAGACGAAGACUACUAAGAUAAAGGUGGAAGCCAAGGAUCAGGAGGAGAAGGCUAAGACUGAGAAAGUGAUAGGGAAGGGAAGAAAAAAUGGAAGCAAGACCAAACAGGAAGUGAAGGAAGAGCCCACAGCCAGCAGCAGCACCGAAGAAAAGACCAAACCCAAGAGGAGGGCGGCUAACAAGGCCAGUGUGUUAUUAGGAGGCCCAGGGCAGUUUAAGAAGUUUGUGGGAGCUCAUGUUUCUAUUACAGGUGGAAUACAGAAUGCUGUGGAGAAUGCUGUAGACAUCAAUGCCAGGGCCUUUGGUCUGUUCCUGCGCUCCCAGAGACAGUGGGCGUGUAAGCCCAUGGAGGAGUCUGCAGCCAGGCUAUUUAGGGAGGCCUGUCAGAAGCAAGGCUUUUCACCCAACCAGAUCCUGCCCCAUGGCAGCUAUCUGCUGAACUGUGGCGCGCCCAACCCGGAGACCCUGAGGAAGAGUCGGGAGGCCCUGGUGGAUGAGCUGAAGAGGUGUGAACAGCUCGGACUCACCAUGUACAACUUCCAUCCUGGUUCUUCCUGUGGUGAGAUCACAGUAGAGGAGUGUCUGACCAGGAUAGCAGAAAGUAUAAACCUGGCUCACCAACAGACCAGCAGUGUUACAACAGUGAUAGAGAACAUGAGCUGUCAGGGUAACACAGUGGGAGGGAAGUUUGCAGAGCUGCGUGGGAUCAUCGACAGGGUGGAGGACAAGUCCAGGGUGGGAGUGUGCCUGGAUACCUGCCACGCCUUUGCUGCUGGAUACGACCUUUCUACCCAGGCUGGAUAUGACAAGAUGAUGCAGGAGUUUGAAGAAACUAUUGGGUUUUCCUACCUCAGGGCCAUGCACAUCAAUGACUCCAAAGGUGAAGUUGGAUGCCAUCUUGAUCGGCAUGAGAACAUCGGGAAGGGGAAGAUUGGCAUUGAAGGCUUCAGACGAGUCAUGAACGACCCACGACUGAACAACAUUCCCAUGAUCCUGGAGACGCCUGUGGGUUUGGAUGACGAUGAUGAGAUAAGGAUACUGUACUCCUUAUGUGAGGACCUGUAGACUGGCCCAGGAAACCUCA
Molecule: messenger RNA, 1561 nt
Organism: Branchiostoma belcheri (Belcher's lancelet)
Lineage: Eukaryota; Metazoa; Chordata; Leptocardii; Amphioxiformes; Branchiostomatidae
Product: probable endonuclease 4
Exons: 10
Coding region: 142-1542 (466 amino acids)
Biological process (GO): base-excision repair
Cellular component (GO): mitochondrion; nucleus
Molecular function (GO): DNA binding; zinc ion binding; phosphoric diester hydrolase activity
Source: RefSeq, a predicted model, not a curated record